GCAUGCGCAGGGAAGGCCGGGUGUGACCCGCGCGUGCGCAAUGGCGGCGCUGCUGCAGUGAUAGGGGAGGGGGCGCAGCCGCCAUCUUACCAGUUGGUGGAGGAGACCGGGGCGCGGAGCGAGCGGUCGUCGGAGCGGUGGCGGCUCCCGCAGAUCUGAUCUAAGCACCAUGGGAAAGGAAGACUAAGAUUUCAACAUGAUUGGAGGCCUAUUCAUUUAUAAUCAUAAGGGGGAGGUUUUAAUCUCUCGUGUCUACAGAGAUGACAUUGGGCGGAAUGCAGUGGAUGCUUUCCGGGUCAAUGUCAUUCACGCACGGCAGCAAGUGCGCUCACCUGUCACCAACAUUGCCCGCACCAGUUUCUUCCAUGUCAAGCGUUCCAAUAUCUGGCUGGCUGCUGUCACCAAGCAAAAUGUCAAUGCUGCCAUGGUCUUUGAGUUCCUCUACAAGAUGUGCGAUGUGAUGACUGCAUAUUUCGGAAAAAUCAGUGAAGAGAACAUCAAGAACAACUUUGUGCUCAUCUAUGAACUUCUGGAUGAAAUCCUGGACUUUGGUUACCCUCAGAAUUCUGAAACGGGGGCUCUGAAAACAUUCAUCACCCAACAAGGAAUCAAGAGCCAGCACCAGACGAAGGAGGAGCAGUCUCAGAUCACGAGCCAGGUGACCGGGCAGAUUGGCUGGAGGCGCGAAGGGAUCAAGUACCGUCGCAAUGAACUCUUCCUGGAUGUGCUGGAGAGUGUGAACUUGCUGAUGUCACCACAAGGUCAGGUGUUGAGCGCCCAUGUCUCUGGCAGGGUGGUAAUGAAGAGCUACCUGAGUGGGAUGCCAGAGUGCAAGUUUGGCAUGAAUGACAAGAUUGUGAUUGAGAAACAAGGCAAAGGGACUGCAGAUGAAUCAGGGAAAAGUGAAACAGGAAGUGGGAAGCAGUCGAUUGCCAUCGACGACUGCACCUUCCACCAGUGUGUGAGGCUCAGCAAGUUUGACUCGGAGAGGAGUAUCAGCUUCAUACCCCCGGAUGGAGAGUUCGAACUGAUGAGGUAUAGAACCACUAAGGACAUCAUCCUGCCUUUCCGUGUGAUCCCCCUGGUGCGUGAGGUGGGCCGCACCAAGCUGGAGGUGAAGGUGGUGAUCAAGUCCAACUUCAAACCCUCCCUGUUGGCUCAGAAGAUAGAGGUGCGAAUUCCCACACCUUUGAACACUAGUGGAGUGCAAGUCAUUUGCAUGAAAGGGAAGGCAAAAUACAAGGCCAGUGAGAAUGCCAUUGUCUGGAAAAUCAAGCGUAUGGCUGGAAUGAAGGAGUCCCAGAUUAGUGCAGAGAUAGAACUGCUCCCCACCAACGACAAAAAGAAGUGGGCUCGGCCACCCAUCUCCAUGAACUUUGAGGUCCCGUUUGCCCCCUCCGGGCUGAAGGUGCGCUACCUGAAAGUCUUCGAGCCAAAGCUGAACUACAGUGACCACGACGUGAUCAAAUGGGUGAGGUACAUCGGCAGGAGCGGAAUCUAUGAGACGCGAUGCUAGCCCAGUGCAGCCAGCCGGCUCCCUCCUCCCCGGCCUCCCUUGGUCUCCGAGUGCAGUUGCAGAGCCUCUCUGGCCCCUGCUCUGUCCAGCGGCUGAAGCUUAGACCCUCCUGCAGCUCCGCUCGGGCAAAAAGGACGCCGGUGCCUGCUCUGGUCUCACGGAUGGAGUUGCAGCUGAAGCCGGGGGCCGAAGAGCCUGGCUCACGGCUCGCGUCUGCCCCAGGGUAUAAAAGGGCCAGUCUAACCACCAUCCCCCUUGUGGCCAUUCUAGGGAACACCUGCCACGUGAUGAAACCCCACCUCUUCCGUCGUCACUACUUGCAUCCUACCCUAGUACUUUUUUGAAAGUUCUUGUGCAUACGUACUCGUAGAAUAGUCCCGGAAACCAUAGACUGGACAAACAUUGAGUUAAUUCUGGCUUUCAUUCAUGCUACUGCUAUUGUGAUUGUCGCCCUGUAGCAAGAGGGGGCUUGGCAUUCCCCCUUCCCCGAUACCCCGCAGUGUCUUUGGUAUGGGGCCCUGCUCUCGGGAGAUUUGUGACCAAAAAGGCUGAGAGUGGCAUCUCCUCUCAGGGUUUGGGAGAGCAGGCGGGUGGGUGGGCAGCACAGCGUUUCAGAGCCCUGGAGUGCAAAGUUCUUGAGACUCUGGAAGGAGCUGACAGCACCAGCACCUUCUGUAUCCCCUUUCCCCAAAAGGACAAACGGUAUGAUCGGCAGGGUCAUUCCUCUCAUUUAGAAUUGGCCAGUAAGUCAUUCCUCUGCUGCAUUCUCCCCGCCCCCUUUCUUUUGCCCAAUUAGCUCAUGCCUUCUUCCACCAAAAGCUUUGGGUCAUUAGAAAUGCUGCUGCAACCCACCGUCCUCUGCUUCUGAUGAUGUGGUCCUCCCAUUUUGUACACUUGUGAUUUGUCCAGUUCUAAAUCCAAUAAAGUGUGUAGAACCAA
Varanus komodoensis (Komodo dragon) is the source of this 2455-nucleotide messenger RNA. RefSeq names its product adaptor related protein complex 2 subunit mu 1 (gene AP2M1). The record is from RefSeq and is a predicted model, not a curated record. Gene Ontology annotation, molecular function: clathrin-cargo adaptor activity. Bases 197 to 1516 code for a protein of 439 amino acids. NCBI's taxonomy places the organism in Eukaryota, Metazoa, Chordata, Lepidosauria, Squamata, Varanidae. The transcript is spliced from 13 exons. Gene Ontology annotation, biological process: clathrin-dependent endocytosis; intracellular protein transport. Gene Ontology annotation, cellular component: cytoplasmic vesicle; AP-2 adaptor complex.